CCUUCACUGCCUGUUACCUAGACUUUGUGGCCAAUCGCCGAGGGGCAGCUGGUGUCCCGAUGUGGCACCGUCCAUCGUUUGGGCCACCAGCGUUGUUGUGGGAGAGGAAGCAUCUCUCGGCCCCAAAAAUUUCCCAACCAACACUUCCCACCCGACAGAAUUCGCAUCUUUCCACCAUCGACUGAUUCAAUUCUGCCCUAAACCCUGGUGAUUAGGUUUAUUACCAGUGUUAGUCGUACUUUUGCUCCCGCAACCCCAACGUCAUCUCGAGUGAACCAAAAAACUUGGUCGACUACGUCAACAAAAACACGGUCUCAAACCCGAUUCUUGAGCGUAACACGAUUUACGUUCAACCUUUUCUACAAACCCAAAAAUGGCGGCUUCCGACAUCCAGAACCCCCCAGCUCCGGUCGAGUCCAAGUCCGCCAGGAAGAAGAAGGCGAAGGCGGAGCGCACCGAGUCCCCCGCACCUGCUGCCGCAACCCCGGAAGUCGCCGGCUCCGUCGCCGCCAGCGAGGCUCAAAAUGAGUCGGACAACGCCUAUAUUCGCGACCUCCAAAAGAGUAUUCGUAAUGUUACGAAGAAAAUCACCAACACUGCAAAGGUUGAUGCCAUCAUCGCCGAGCACAGCGACAAAUCACUCGACGAGCUCAUAGCCUCCAAGAUUAUCAAUGCCGACCAGAAGGCUGCCCACCUUAAGAAGCCGACCCUCCAGGCCCAGCUGUUCCAGUUCGAGGAGCAGCUUGCCCAACACAAGAAGGUGGACCAGGAACACCGGGCCCGUCUCGCGGAACAAGAGAAGGCUCUGACGGAGAAGUUCGAGAAGGCGAAGGCGGACGCUGUCGCUGAGGUCACAAAGAAGGCGGAGGCGGAUGCCAACGCGACUCUUCGUAGCAACCUCCUGAACCUCUCUCAGUUUCUGAGCCUUGCUGCGGCCCGUCGUACGGAUGAUCCCGACAGCACCUCAGACGAGAGCAUGGCGCUCGAGGGUGUCCUGCUGCACAUCUACUCGGGCGACGAGAAUGCCGUUGCCACCAUGCUAAAGCUGGUGCAGGGCGCGGACGAGCCCACCCUGAGCACUUCCGAAGAGGCGCUGCAGACGACCUUCGCCCAGGUUAAGAAGGCUGCGAUUGCGCACGCCACUCCGUUCACGCAGACCGAGACCGCCCAACAGUCGGCCGACCCCGAGGCUGCCGUCGAGUCCAAGCAGGACCCGGAAACCGACCCGACCGUCGCUAAUGCCGGCCUGACCGAGGUCGACGACGGUUCCGCCACCGCACUAGUCAACGGCCACGCGGACGGGUCCUCGAGCAGCGCUCCCCCCAGCAACGCCGAGGUUGCCGACGAGGCUGCGAACGCGGCCGGAGAGAGCCAGUGGGACACGGGCAACGAGCUGUCCACGUCCCAGGAGUGGGUGGACGUCAAGAUCCCGCGCGAGGCUAGCGAGACGGAGACCGGUCCCGCCGCCACCUCCGCCGCGCCCUCCCAAUCGUGGGCUGACGACCACCCCGAGGCCGAAACCACCCCCGCCGCUCCCGCGGACGACGGUUUCCAGUCCGUGCCGGGCCGCAACCGCGGCCAGCGUGAGGGCGGUGGCUGGCGCGGCCGCGGCGGUUACCGUGGCCGCGGUGGUUUCCGUGGUGAGGGCCGCGGCCGCGGUCGUGGUGGCCAGCGCGGUGGCAUGCCCCAGCGCGGCCGCCGUGGCGGUAUCGAGGCCCAGUAGUCUUCACAUCCAACCGUUUUCGGGGUGAUCUGCACGCACGCAGAAUCGAUUUCUCGCUUGAUCUUGUCUCGCAUCUUGGGUUUGCCGGGGGGUUUCGUCACUGCACUCAUCACUGGCGUUCUAAAAGCGCAUAUGCUUUUAUUUAUCACAUGAAAUUUUCGUUGCUUUUGGGCCACGCGGGUGGUGGAAAGCUAGCACUGUUUGUACAUUAGGGGAAAUAUGGGCUCGGUCUUUGCCUAUUUUGAGGGCGGCGGCUGUCCCGGAGCAUUAAGGGGAGCAUAUGACUUGGGCAUCAACCGAGACAAAACGAGACGAGAUACUUUGGCGUUCGGGAUGCAACGGCGGUUUUGCGAGGAGGUCUGGUGCGCGGGUCAACCGGGGGCUACGGGAAGUAUCAUUGGGGGCCAAUUGAUAAUAUCGUGGCCAA
This is a messenger RNA of Chaetomium fimeti, 2150 nucleotides long. RefSeq lists its product as uncharacterized. Bases 374 to 1723 code for a protein of 449 amino acids. The record is from RefSeq and is a predicted model, not a curated record. The transcript has 4 exons. Lineage: Eukaryota; Fungi; Ascomycota; Sordariomycetes; Sordariales; Chaetomiaceae.